Pipistrellus nathusii (Nathusius's pipistrelle) is the source of this 1599-nucleotide messenger RNA. Lineage: Eukaryota; Metazoa; Chordata; Mammalia; Chiroptera; Vespertilionidae. The record is from the annotation of a GenBank genome assembly.
AUGGCUCGCCUCCCUGCUGGCAUUCGCUUCAUCAUCUCAUUCUCCCGGGACCAGUGGUAUCGAACCUUCAUUUUCAUUUUGACAUUUUUGCUGUAUGCGAGUUUCCACUUAUCUCGGAAGCCUAUCAGCAUAGUUAAGAGUGAGCUCCACAAGUACUGCGCUACUGGGAACGAGGCUGACGUCAGAUUCAACAGCCAGAGCCAGAAAGCCAACGCCCGCCCCGCGCACCAGCUCCCGGACAAUGAGACGGACUGCGGCUGGGCCCCGUUCGAUCGGGACAACUACCAGCAGCUGCUCGGGGCCCUGGACUACUCCUUCCUGUGCGCGUACGCCAUCGGCAUGUACCUGAGCGGCAUAAUAGGGGAGCGCCUGCCAAUUCGGUAUUACCUAACCUUCGGAAUGCUGGCCAGCGGCAUUUUUACUGCCCUGUUUGGCUUAGGGUAUUUCUACAAUAUCCACAGUUUUGGAUUCUACGUGGUAACUCAGAUCAUCAACGGGCUGGUGCAGACCACCGGCUGGCCCAGCGUCGUCACCUGCCUCAGCAACUGGUUUGGAAAAGGAAGGCGAGGUUUGAUCAUGGGGGUCUGGAACUCCCACACCUCCGUGGGCAACAUCCUGGGGUCCUUGAUUGCUGGCUACUGGGUGUCCACGUGCUGGGGCCUGUCCUUCAUCGUGCCCGGGGCCAUCGUGGCGGCCAUGGGGGUCGUGUGCUUCCUCUUCCUCAUCGAGCAUCCGAAGGACAUCGCCUGCUCGUCCACCCUGGUGGCGCACGCAAAGAGCUACGAGAAUGGCGUGCACAGGUUUCGCCUGCAGAAGCAAGCCCUGCCUGACGAGAAGAAGCUGCUGGACCCAGAGGUGCAGUGCCUGCUGCUGUCGGAUGGGAAGCGUGCUGUCCAUCAGAACCACGUGGUCACCCUCCCGGCUGAGGGCGGGGGCAGCAUGGCUGCCAUCAGCUUCACCGGGGCCUUGAAAAUCCCUGGUGUGGUCGAGUUCUCCCUGUGCCUGCUCUUUGCGAAGCUGGUCAGCUACACGUUCCUCUUCUGGCUCCCUCUCUACAUCACAAACGUCGAUCACCUGGACGCCAAGAAGGCGGGCGAGCUGUCCACCCUGUUUGACGUGGGCGGGAUCUUCGGUGGCAUCCUGGCAGGAGUCAUCUCGGACCGGCUGGAGAAGCGGGCCUCCACCUGCGGACUGAUGCUGCUGCUCGCGGCCCCGACGCUCUACAUCUUCUCCACCAUCAGCAGGAUGGGGCUGGAAGCCACCGUCGCCAUGCUGCUGCUCUGCGGGGCCCUGGUCAGCGGGCCGUACGCGCUCAUCACCACCGCCGUCUCCGCAGACCUGGGGACUCACAAAAGUCUGAAAGGAAACUCCCACGCCCUCGCCACUGUGACCGCCAUCAUCGACGGCACCGGGUCUGUAGGAGCGGCCCUGGGCCCUCUGCUGGCCGGGCUCAUCUCCCCGUCAGGAUGGAACAACGUGUUCUACAUGCUGAUGUUUGCCGACGCCUGUGCCUUACUGUUCCUGAUCCGCCUCAUACACAAGGAGCUGAGCUGCCCAGGGUCAGCGACAGGGCAUCAAGUUCCGUUUAAGGAACACUGA